Molecule: messenger RNA, 1047 nt
Organism: Boleophthalmus pectinirostris (great blue-spotted mudskipper)
Lineage: Eukaryota; Metazoa; Chordata; Actinopteri; Gobiiformes; Gobiidae
Gene: pou4f4
Product: POU class 4 homeobox 4
Exons: 2
Coding region: 1-1047 (348 amino acids)
Biological process (GO): regulation of transcription by RNA polymerase II
Molecular function (GO): RNA polymerase II cis-regulatory region sequence-specific DNA binding; DNA-binding transcription factor activity, RNA polymerase II-specific
Source: RefSeq, a predicted model, not a curated record
AUGAUGUCCAUGAACAGCAAACAGCCGUUCAGCGUGCACCCCAUCCUGCACGAGCCCAAGUACACGCCUCUGCACACGAGCUCCGAGGCCAUACGACGCGCGUGCCUACCCACGCCCUCGCUCCAGGGGAACAUCUUCGCGGGCUUUGAUGAGUCUCUGCUCCAGCGCGCGGAGGCCCUCGCGGCCGUGGACAUCGUGGCGCAGAAGAGUCACCCGUUCAAACCGGACGCCACGUACCACACCAUGACCACGAUGACGAGCAUGACGUGCACGCCCACGUCCUCGUCCGGUCACCUGCACCACCCGUCCGUGCUGACGUCACACCACCACGCGCACCACCAGCCCUCGCAGGGCCUCGAGGGCGACCUCCUCGAGCACCUGACCCCGGGCCUCGCGCUCGGAGCCAUGGCCGGUCCCGACGUCUGCUCCGCGGCCACGCACGGCGCGCACGCGCACGCGCACAUGUCCGCCAUCAACCACAUGCCUCACCAUCACCACGGCCAGUCCGUCAACAUGCACGCGCACGGUCUGGCCUCGCACGGCGCGCUCGGGUCCGGGGCCGUGGAGGCGGAGCCGGACCCGCGGGAGCUCGAGUCAUUUGCGGAGCGCUUCAAACAGCGGCGCAUCAAACUGGGAGUGACGCAGGCGGACGUGGGCGCGGCGCUCGCGAACCUGAAGAUCCCGGGCGUGGGCUGCCUCAGCCAGAGCACCAUCUGCCGCUUCGAGUCCCUCACCCUGUCCCACAACAACAUGGUGGCGCUGAAGCCCAUCCUGGAGGCCUGGCUCGAGGAGGCGGAGCGCGCGCAGCGGGAGAAAAUGGCCAAACCGGAGAUUUUCAGCGGCGCGGACAAAAAGAGGAAGCGCACGAGCAUCGCGGCCCCGGAGAAGCGCUCCCUGGAGGCGUACUUCGCGGUGCAGCCGCGGCCCUCCUCAGAGAAGAUCGCGGCGAUCGCGGAGAAACUGGACCUGAAGAAAAACGUGGUGCGCGUGUGGUUCUGUAACCAGCGGCAGAAACAGAAGAGGAUGAAGUUUUCCGCAACGCACUGA